CGGUGCUAAAUUAUGAAGAAGAUAUAGCCAUGUACACCAUCACAGUGGCAGAAGACCCUGAAACAUGUAAUCGAGUUGUAAUCUAUCGGCCGCAGAAGAACAUUAUAACUCAACUUGAACUUAUUUCUCUUUGGGAGAAGAAGACUGGCAAGACUUUCAAUAGGAUUUAUGUCACGGGGGAAGAAAUUGUUAAGCUCUCUGAGACCCUUCCACAUCCACAAAACAUUCCAGUGUCUAUUCUUCAUAGUGUGUUCGUAAAGGGUGACUUGAUGGGCUAUGAACUGAGUGAGGAUGACUUGGAGGCUUCUAGGCUAUAUCCAGACCUGGGAUACAUAACUAUUGAUCAACUUCUUGAUACUUUUCUUAUCAACCCACCAGAUCCUGCAAUGGCUUCUUUUGAAUGA
Molecule: messenger RNA, 404 nt
Organism: Dovyalis caffra
Lineage: Eukaryota; Viridiplantae; Streptophyta; Magnoliopsida; Malpighiales; Salicaceae
Source: the annotation of a GenBank genome assembly